AUGGGCUCAGGACAGUCAAAAUUCGGUCGUGGAAACAAGAAUGCACAAUAUCCCUACGGCUACCCCCCGUUUUCUCAUUACUCUGGCACUCAGCAACCUUUCAUUCCCCCAUACAAUGCUGGAGGCGGAUUCAUACCACCAGGACAAGCUAUGUUUCCUCCGCAGAUGCAACAGUAUGGUGUCAUACCGCCCGAAUUCUAUGGACAGGCUGCUUACAACCGGCCUCCACGUAUGAUGGGCUGGCUACCUCAAGACAAACCGGUAAAGAAAAAGAAGAAAUCGAGGAGAACGAAUUCGGAGAAUUUUGUAGGAGGCUUUGCGGGAGAGGCACCCGCCGAGACGCGACCUCGACGUGCACAAUCCGAGUCACACAAUCGACCUGAUCCUGAUCGGCCUAACAUGCCUGCUCCAGAAAUUCAACGGUCAACUACGGCCCAUUCAUCUCGAGGACAUGACCGUCGUGCACCAACUCCUUUCAUCCCUCCUCAAAGUCACAGACACGACGAUCGAGAUGAAGACGAUGACGAUCGACGAAGAGGCCUUCGUAAUACCGAUAUGAAUAGAAGGCAAUCGCGCCGACGCUCCCCCAUUCGAUACGAUACACCGGAGCCGAUUGACGAUGAUAUUCAAAGGAUUUUGAGGCCUAUGCCAUCUGCCGAGUCGGUUGUGUAUGGUCCCAAGGGUGAAAGGCCAAGAAGACGUCUUACGAAUCCUCUACCUGAACCUCCUCGAGAUAUUUAUGAGAUGACUCCCUACAAAGCCCUUGCCAGCUUACCAAGAACGUCUGCUGCUCUGCUUGCAACCUCGUAUGGAUCUCGACAACACGUAUAUGAUGCAGAGAAUCCGGCGGUAAAGAGAAACAAAUCAAUGAAGGGCAUACUUCGAGCAUUUAGCAAAAAGGAAAAGAAAGAUCCUGUUGUUGUCGUUCCGAUAUUCAAAAAUGGAUCUCAGGUUCAAUUCCAAUCCCAGCUCACACAGCCGCAAAUGCAAUUUCCACAACCUGAUGCACAAUUUGCAUCUCAAGCUCCGCAAGGCCCGCUGCAGCAAUCUAUGCUGGUGCAACCUCAAAUGCAAAUGCCUCAAGGGCCAGGAACAUCUGCGCCCGACAUACCUCUAAUGGCACAAUCGCAACUCACACAACCCCAAAUGCAAAUGCCGCAGCCCGGACAAAGUCAAUCAGAUAUUAAUCAAAUGCAGCAAUCUCAAUUGACACAACCACAAAUGCAAAUGCCUCAAGGACUUGGACCUACGCCUGAUAUACCCUUGAUGCAGCAAUCUCAGCUCACUCAAGCCCAGAUGCAGAUGCCUCAACCUAAUGCGGACACGCUUCACCGUUCGGGAUCGUGGUCAAGUAGAAAGUACGGAGGAGGGAAUACACCUGGGCCAAAUCAUCUCCAGCCGCAGAACAUUCAGUUCCCUCAGCCCGUUGGCGGGGGUUCUCAUUAUGGUUCGUCACCAAUGCACUCACAUUCAUCUCGUUCAGCCGAUGUGAUACCUUCAUUUCCCCCAAUUCCUCCAGUACUGAGCAAUCCGCCGCCCAUUAAGUUCGACCAAUCCAGUCCGUUGAAUGGUUUCUUAAGUCAUUCGCAGUACCGCGUUCUUUAUCGAAAUCAAACCUACCCAACAGCAUUACAUCUCCAUGAAGCUAUGAAGUUUACCGAUACCAAACCUGAGAUCGCAGAGAUAAUCAGGAACUUGCCAAAUAUACACGACGUGUAUCCCACAGCACAACACUAUCAAGAAUAUAUGAGGAAUGACUGGCAACACAAAUGUGUUGAAUUUAUGGAAGAAGUCGUAUAUUUAAAAACACGACAACAUCCUGACCUGCGCGCCCUUCUUAUGAACACCGGUUACGCGGAUAUUGAGUAUAUUGACAAGAAUGAUUCUUUCUGGGGAACUGGUCCAACAAACGAUGGUCAAAACCACCUAGGCAAAAUUAUGACUCGCGUUCGCGAAAGAUUACGAGUAUUCUAG
Molecule: messenger RNA, 1974 nt
Organism: Psilocybe cubensis
Lineage: Eukaryota; Fungi; Basidiomycota; Agaricomycetes; Agaricales; Agrocybaceae
Product: N-glycosidase
Exons: 4
Coding region: 1-1974 (657 amino acids)
Source: RefSeq, a predicted model, not a curated record